AUGUCUUUAAGUGUUACAAGAGAAAGACGUGCAAAUGCUGGCAAUCGGUAUCAAAAUCAGAGAGAAGAUAUUGAAAUGGAAGUUGGUGAUGAAUACGGAGAUACAUUCAAAGAGCUUUCAGACGAUGAAGAGUUUAUGGAGUCAAAAGAAAAACGCGAAGAAAAAGAAAAGAAGAAAAAGGCAAGAAGGGCUCUUAUUUUACCACCUUUAUCAAUAAAUCUUCGUAAAAGAAAAACAGAUCAAUUGUCCAACGAGGAUAUUUGCAACAAUUCUGUAAAACACUUUUCUUCUCAAAAGAAAGAUCUCAUUCAAUCAAAAAGAAGAAAUCCCAAAUCAAUUAACAAUAACAACUUGGAAGAUGAUAAACAACAAUUGGUUCCAAUUUUGCCUGGAGUUAGGUCAUCAUCUAGAUCGUAUACAUUGCAAAGUAAACAGUUAUUGGCUGAAAAAUUAAAGGAAUAUGAAGAAAAAAAAUUGUUAUAUCCAAAACGAGAAAAAAUUGUAUCAGAAAUAUUAACGCAAGAAGAACUCCUUGCAGAAGCAAAAGAAACUGAAGCACGAAAUUUGGCAUCGCUCAAAGAAUUUGAAUUAAGAGAAAAUAAAAUAAAAAACACCGUUAGACGAAGCAAUAGAGUAUCUCUUGAAAACCAACCAAGGAUAAUCUGUCCAAUUACAGGACUUCCAGCAAAAUAUAAAGAUCCAAGAUCUGGCAUACCAUAUGCAAAUAUGGAGGCUUAUUUUAAAAUUCAAGAAUUAAUCAAUCAUCAAUAUACUUGGUAUGGUAAAGGUUGUGUUUAUUUGAAUGACCCUGAUCAAUCUCCUGCUAAAGGCGUUCCUGAUAAAUUUGGAAAAUAG
Entrophospora sp. SA101 is the source of this 855-nucleotide messenger RNA. NCBI's taxonomy places the organism in Eukaryota, Fungi, Glomeromycota, Glomeromycetes, Entrophosporales, Entrophosporaceae. The record is from the annotation of a GenBank genome assembly.